Messenger RNA from Komagataella phaffii GS115, 984 nucleotides. RefSeq lists its product as uncharacterized. NCBI's taxonomy places the organism in Eukaryota, Fungi, Ascomycota, Pichiomycetes, Pichiales, Pichiaceae. The record is from RefSeq and is a predicted model, not a curated record. Gene Ontology annotation, molecular function: actin monomer binding; actin filament binding. The coding region runs from base 1 to 984 and encodes 327 amino acids. The transcript is spliced from 2 exons. Gene Ontology annotation, cellular component: actin filament; cytoplasm. Gene Ontology annotation, biological process: barbed-end actin filament capping; actin filament depolymerization.
AUGUCCAACCAGUCAGGUAUUGAAGCCGGAAAGGAGCUCAUUCAAUCUUUCAGCAGGUUCUACCAAUCCGGAUCUCGUGCCCUUACACUCAAGAUCCAGAAUGAACAGAUUGUCGUAGACAAGCUUAUUGAGGGAACAUCCUCAUUCAACCAAGACUUCGCUUUGAUUCGAGAAGCAUUGUCUGACGUAGAGCCAAGAUAUGUUAUUAUAAAGAAUGAUGAAAUUGACAAGCACACGUUUAUCUCGUAUGUUCCCGACAACGCAAAGGUCAGGGACAAGAUGUUGUAUGCCUCCACUAAAACGACAUUGAUCCGGGAGUUGGGUUUAGAAUAUUUUUUUCCCAUUGCAUUUGUCAGUGACUUGGACGAAGUUUCGUACGAAGGAUGGCAAGCCAUCAGAGCUCACGAGUCCGAGCAGCAACCAUUGACCCAAGAGGAGGAGUCCCUCAAAUUGGUAAAAGACAUUGAAGAUCUCAAUUUAUUAAAGGGCGGGGGAACCUCUAGAAAAUUCAACCUUGCUGGAUUUUCAGAAGUUCCCAGCCAAAGUACUGAAGUUGCAUUUGAAGUGGAAGACGAAGUCAAGGAGGCAAUUUUAAAUUUGAAGAAUAAUCAGGCAAUUUCCGCAACAAUUUCUAAUGAAAGAGUCGUCUUACUUUCCUCUAAAUCUCUUUCGAAUCCGAAGGAACUGACGGAGUUCAUUUCGUCUGCACAUCCUUCUUAUGCCAUUCAUCAGGGCGAUGAAGGCACAUCUUUCAUCUACGCCUGUCCCUCUGGUUCCAAGGUGAAAGACAGAAUGCUUCAUGCUACAAACAAGAAAGGGUUUACCAACUUUCUUAAGGCCAAUGGAAUCAACCUAGACAAAAUCAUAGAGAUAAACGAUGUUGACGAGCUGGAUCUUUAUUACACUGAUUCCAAACCAGAAGCUUCAACCAUUGUCCAUGAGAAGACACGCUUUACAAAACCUAGGGGUCCUCGUAGAAGAUAA